Plectropomus leopardus (leopard coralgrouper) is the source of this 1001-nucleotide messenger RNA. RefSeq names its product uridine phosphorylase 1-like. Gene Ontology annotation, biological process: uridine catabolic process; nucleotide catabolic process. Lineage: Eukaryota; Metazoa; Chordata; Actinopteri; Perciformes; Serranidae. Gene Ontology annotation, cellular component: cytosol; cytoplasm. Gene Ontology annotation, molecular function: uridine phosphorylase activity. The record is from RefSeq and is a predicted model, not a curated record.
CAUACCGAAGGAAGAUGAAUCCUAUGGAUGACAAGCUGGCAACGUCAUGCAGCAGCUCUAGUUUUGUGCACAACCCACACCUGGAUGGACUGAAAGAUGACAUCCUCUACCACUUUGCAUUAGGAACCAGAACUAAUGACCUACCAGCUAUGUUUGGUGAUGUCAAAUUUGUGUGUGUUGGGGGCAGCCCUUGGAGAAUGAAAGCAUUUAUAGAGUAUAUUGCUGCUGAGCUCAGUAUGGAAGACCCCAAAUCAGAGUACCCAAACAUCUGUGCAGGAACGGACCGCUAUGCCAUGUACAAAGUCGGCCCUGUACUGUCUGUCAGUCAUGGGAUGGGCAUCCCAUCUAUUGCCAUAAUGCUGCAUGAGCUAAUAAAGCUCCUCCAUCACGCACAUUGCACAGAUGUUACAAUUGUACGCAUUGGGACAUCAGGUGGUGUAGGGCUUGAGCCCGGCACAGUGGUUGUCACCAAGCAGUCUAUGGAUGCCACCUUCCUGCCCAAGUUUGAGCAGGUGAUUCUGGGGAAGACGGUGGUGCACAAUACUGAUCUGGACCAAAGUCUGGCUGAGGAGCUGUUGCAAUGCAGCAAGGAGCUGAACCAGUUUGAGACUGUGGUCGGCAACACCAUGUGCACACUGGAUUUCUAUGAAGGGCAGGCCCGGUUGGAUGGUGCUUUCUGCUCCUACACUGAGUCGGAAAAACAGGACUACCUCAAUAAAGCCAGAGAAGCAGGAAUCUGCAAUAUUGAAAUGGAGUCAUCAGUUUUUGCUGUUAUGUGCAAGCUAAGUGGUUUACGGGCUGCUGUGGUUUGUGUGACAUUACUGGAUCGUCUGAAGGGGGAUCAGCUCAGCAGCUCUCAUGAAGUUCUUCACAGUUACCAACAACGUCCUCAAAUCCUGGUUGGUCAGUACAUCAAGAAGCAGCUGAAGGCCAAAGCAGUAUGUGGCUAAGUGCAACAGUUAUUACACUGGUGUGUAGGAAUACUUUUUUUUUUUUUUUUU